UCUCGGUGAUUCGGUGCAGGUUGGUGAAAUGUUGAUGAGAUGUUGGUUUGAACUCGACCGAUGCUCUCGUUUGUUAAAGUUGCUUCAUGUGAAGAAACUUCCUGUUCGGAGUGAACGCUGAGGAACUUCCUGCAGAAACAGUUUGAGUUUAUUACAGAUGUUGUGACUCAGCUGCUCGUUCUGUCUCCUCCUCUGCAGACGUCGGGGUCAUGACCUCCACAUCUGUCAGCUGGUGUGAGGAGUCGUUCACAGAGUGGAGGACAUCUGUCCCCUCGGCCACAGGGACGGUCCCCCUGCAGGCUCCAGCUGCUUCAAGAUCGAUUCCACUUCUUCUUCUGUCGCCACCCGACACCGCCGGAGGAGGAACGACCACAUUUCUCCAUCCGCCUCCACAUCUGGAUUCCUGCCCCCCCCAGUCCACCCCACACUCCAGCUCUGCUCCACUCAACAGUGACGAGGAUGAUGAGGAUGAUGAAGAUGAAGAUGAUGGUGAUGGAGGCAGAGCGGAGAGCGUCAGGGACGACUCGUCUCCUCUGGAUCCAGACGUCCAGAGCUUCCUCCUCCUGAGGAGCAGUCCCGUCGUCUCCAGACGCCACAGGCCCGUCUCGUGGCACGGGGGAGGAGCCUCCUCAUCCUGCUCGUCUCCUGGUUCUCUGGAUCAGCCUGCACGUCCCACACUCAGGACGAAGGAGGACUGUCCUCUCUCGUCUUCGCUCCAGGACAAGAAGCAGCGCUGCGUCUCAUCUCAUCUGAACCAUUUUCUGACCUCGCUCUUCCACCUCCCCUCCAGCGGACAGCAGGGAUUGGCUGGGGAGCAGAGAGGGCGGCGCCCAACCAGCUGUGAUGGCCCUCCCACAUCAGGCCUCUCUACCAAACACAACAGACACAACAGACACAGCAGUGGUUUCCCAGAAUUCUCUGCAGACAUCUUGAAAAUGAGCUGUGAUCUAGAAAAGGAAAACUCUCAUUUCGUGGUGGUGGACCUGGUGCUGGAGGCUCUGGAAGCUGUGAAGUGGACUCUGAGCGACGAGCGACGCACGACAGACACACACACACAGCACGACAACAGACAGAGGAACACACACAGACGCACACAUGAAGACGAGCGUGGACCAAAGAGCUUCGUCUCCACUGACCGUGGAUCUGCAGACGCUGGAGGAGACGUGACGCUGACGCUCCGAAGUGCGGAGUGGCUGGCCCAGCGGCUGGUGCUGGAGUUCAGGAGGAGCUGGCUUCCCUCCCGUGAGCCUCGGCGUGGACGGAGAAGCCUCCGCAGCUCGCUUCAGGAAUUACCGGGCACAGGAAGCGUGGUGGCGAGCGGCGGCAGCCUGACGGAGGAGAUCAGACUGAGGACCAGGAUGAGAGGCUCCCAGAGCUGGGCUCCUCCUCGUCUCCAGAUCAUCUUCACCGUUCACCCGACGCUCAGACGCAGUGAAGUCGUGGCCUCACAACACUUCCUGUGUGCAGGAUGUGGGACGAAGGUGGAGCCCAGAUACAUGAAGAAACUGAGGUACUGUGAAUACCUGGGCAGGUAUUUCUGUGACUGUUGUCACGGCGGCUCGGAGGCUGUGAUUCCUGCUCGAGUUCUGUCCUGCUGGGAUUUUAACAGAUUCCCUGUGAGUAAUUUCUCCAAACAGCUGCUGGACUCAGUUUGGUUCCUGCCUCUGUUCGAGCCGAGCUGCGUCAGUAAGAAGCUCAGCGGCCGGGGGAGGGGCCUGCAGAGGUUCAGUGAGUUGCUGGAUCAGCUGUUUAGCGUCAGGAAGCUGCUGAAAACCUGUCGAUUAUCUGAAAGGGUGAUGACUGAGUUCGAGCAGCUUCCCGCUAACCUCGUCCUCCAGCAGCCGCCCCUCCUCUCCAUGGACGACCUCCUGAGGCUGAGGAAGGGUCAGCUCGGGGCGCAGGUCAAAGCCGUGGUGCACGCCGCCAUCGCUCACGUCGAGGAGUGCGAGCUUUGUCUGGCUCGAGGUUUCAUCUGUGAAUUCUGCAGAGAAGGAAACGUCAUCUUUCCCUUUCAGAGCGACACGUGCAGCCGAUGUCCAGUUUGCAGGACCUGUUUUCACAAACACUGUUUCGUGGAGAAGAAAUGUCCGAAAUGUUCACGGAUCCAGUCUCGGAGGAAACAACCCGAUGGAUCCAUGAAGAGUGAGAACUGAACGGCUGCAGCCUCAUUCCUGUGAAACACUGUUGAACUGGACGUGUGAAUAAUAAUGUUUAUUAAUGAUAAUAAAUCUAAAC
Molecule: messenger RNA, 2235 nt
Organism: Paralichthys olivaceus (Japanese flounder)
Lineage: Eukaryota; Metazoa; Chordata; Actinopteri; Pleuronectiformes; Paralichthyidae
Source: RefSeq, a predicted model, not a curated record